AUGCUCAGAAGCCAAAAAUAUUGGUCGGGAGUGCCAGCCACAGUCAACGGGAUGCUGGAAGGCAUGGGAUACAUCAGCGCCACCGAUAUACAGGGUUCCAACAACUUUCUACGCGAAAUAAGGAUACCUGGAAACAACCUGGCGUUGGACUGCGGAGCCGGUAUUGGCCGCAUUACUCGACACCUAAUACCUCGCUUCCAUUGCGUGGAUCUUGUGGAGCAGGACCCAGCUUUUGCCAACAAGGCCCGGGAGUACUGUACAACUGAAAACACGCCAGUCGGCAGCUUGGGGAAGAUCUACAACGUUGGACUACAGAAAUUCACUCCCACAAAGAAAUACGACCUCAUCUGGAGUCAAUGGGUCUUAGGACAUCUCACUGAGCCGGACUUGAUCGACUUCUUUCGACGCGUCCGGCAGGGACUGGCGCCGGGCGCUUUCUUUGUCCUUAAGGAGAACGUAACCAAAUCAAAGGAGAUAAUCGUUGACGACGAGGAUUCCUCAGUUACUCGACCUCUGGAGCACUACGAUAUCUCGUUAGAGGCGGCUGGAUUUCGGAUUGUGCGGAAAGUGCGCCAGCAAAACUUUCCAAAGGACCUUUAUCCAGUUUACAUGAUCGCCUGUAAACCACUCUCUUCGGCUUAA
Messenger RNA from Drosophila miranda, 642 nucleotides. RefSeq names its product alpha N-terminal protein methyltransferase 1-like. The record is from RefSeq and is a predicted model, not a curated record. Gene Ontology annotation, cellular component: cytoplasm. The transcript has a single exon. Lineage: Eukaryota; Metazoa; Arthropoda; Insecta; Diptera; Drosophilidae. Gene Ontology annotation, molecular function: rRNA (adenine-N6,N6-)-dimethyltransferase activity; N-terminal protein N-methyltransferase activity. The coding region runs from base 1 to 642 and encodes 213 amino acids. Gene Ontology annotation, biological process: rRNA modification; N-terminal protein amino acid methylation.